AUGAACGAAUGCAUCCCCGAAGUCGUGAAGGCCAUGCGCGCGGCACAGGAGGAAACGGGCCAGGGCAAGUUGUUCUCCGCCAACAUUACGGCGGAUGACCCGAACGAGAUGAUCGCACGUGCCAAGUACAUCUUGAACCAGAUGGGCCCGAUGGCGGAGAAUUGCGCCUUCUUGGUCGACGGCUACGUGGCUGGCGGCACUGCGGUGACCGUUGCUCGUCGCAACUUCCCGAAGCAAUUCCUGCACUACCACCGCGCCGGCCACGGCGCAGUGACCAGCCCGCAGACGCAGCGCGGGUACACCGCCUUCGUGCACACCAAGUUGUCGCGCGUCAUCGGUGCCAGCGGCAUCCACACGGGCACGAUGAGCUUUGGCAAGAUGGAGGGCGACGCUUCGGACAAGAACAUCGGCUUCAUGCUGCAAGACGACGUCGCCGACGGCCCCUACUACCGCCAGGAGUGGGAGGGCAUGAAGCAGACCACCCCGAUCAUCUCGGGUGGCAUGAACGCCUUGCGGCUGCCUGCGUUCUUCGAGAACCUGGGCCACUCGAACGUUAUCCUGACGGCCGGCGGUGGGGCUUUCGGGCACAAGGACGGGCCGAAGCAGGGCGCGAUCUCGUGCGCCCAGGGCGAGGAGUCGUGGAAGUUGUGGAAGGCAGGCACCUACGGCGACGUGAGCCUGUCGGACGGCGUCGUCGAGUACGCGAAGACGCACGAGGAGCUCAAGGGCGCGUUCUUGACGUUCCAGAAGGAUGCGGACCAGAUCUACCCGGGCUGGAAGGAGAAGCUCGGCUACACGGGCGAGUCCUCCGUCCAGGCGGCCAGCUUCAAUUGGCAGAAGAAGGAUUUGGCCGCGGCGUUCGUUGGCGCCAGCAAGACUCGCAAAGCGAGCUCUGUGACCCGCCGGCCCUGGACCAGUCGAGCCGCUACGCGGACCUCUCGCUGA
Messenger RNA from Prorocentrum cordatum, 945 nucleotides. The record is from the annotation of a GenBank genome assembly. Lineage: Eukaryota; Dinophyceae; Prorocentrales; Prorocentraceae.